AUUGGUCAACCACGAUAUGUAUGAUCUGGUCAUUGAGGCUGACUCGAAGGAGUUCGAGGUGCUGCUGCUGAACCGGGAGCUUGCCACCAAGAGCGAUCCCAAACCCGGUGACCUCAUUGAGAUAUUUCGAAAGGCCUACCAGCACUGGGCCAUAUACGUGGGAGAUGGCUAUGUGGUGCACAUCACUUCCGAUGGGAUGUGCAGCGGCGUUUGCCUCGGUGUCAUCAGCUGUUCGAGCAAUGCCAAAGCAGUUGUGAGGAGGGACAAGCUUGUGGAGGUGGUGGGCACUGACAAGUGGAAGGUGAACAACAAGCUGGGAAAUCCGCUGCCCGUGGCCGAGAUCCUGGAGAGUUGCCGCCAGAUGGUGAACAAGAAGCUGUCGUACAACAUCUGCAAAAGAAACUGCGAGCAUUUUGUGACCUUGCUCCGUUUCGGGCAGCCCCAUUCGAAACAGGCAGACAAAGUCAAGACAGGUGCGAAAAUAGUGGGAUUUCUCGGCACCGUUUUUUUGGCCGCACUGGCCCUCUAGAGUUAGUCAGUCGCUGGCAGCGCUGCUGUGGUGCGGCUCAACAACCACCGUCGUCAUUCACCAUGCUCGAUCCACUGCUGACGUCCCUCAUGGUCUUGCGAUGCAACAAUCCAUUAAUCACGUGCAUGCAUUUUUCUUUGUUUUUGUUGCUUGCUUGCUUGCUCCAUCUCUGAUGGUCAAUGUGUGUCGCGCUGGUUAGGAGAUGUUAACUGCCUCGCCUGGUAUGCAGGAGGCCGUGGGUUCGAUCCCGACCCUGAAGUCUGCUCUAUAUUUGGAGUGUGCAUUUUUUACCCGGUCCUCCAGUUUUAUCUUCCACAUUUAAAAUCAACUGAGCUAUGUAGCUCUUUCUCAGAAGCAACCUGGCCACAAAUGAUAGCCCAAAGAAGGGGCGUAUCACAUGACAAUGUAUAGCAGCCGAAUACUCUAAGCUCACGUUUCUAAAUGUGGAUGGAAAAACCAGAGGACCCAGAGAAAAAAAAUCCACGCGACCACGGAGAGAGACAUGCAAUCCACAAAAAUAGAGCAGGCAUCGUCAGGGUCAGGAUCGAACUCACGACCUCCUCUAUACCAGGCAAGGUAGUUAACAUAUCAGCACUACCGCAGCCCUAUAUGUACUACUCGCAUAUCUUUUUUUCACUGAAAUUCUCUUUUCACUCUUUGUGCGAGACAUUAAAACCAAUAAAGAUCCU
This is a messenger RNA of Lethenteron reissneri (Far Eastern brook lamprey), 1218 nucleotides long. RefSeq names its product phospholipase A and acyltransferase 3-like. Gene Ontology annotation, molecular function: glycerophospholipid phospholipase A1 activity; A2-type glycerophospholipase activity. Gene Ontology annotation, biological process: N-acylphosphatidylethanolamine metabolic process. NCBI's taxonomy places the organism in Eukaryota, Metazoa, Chordata, Hyperoartia, Petromyzontiformes, Petromyzontidae. Gene Ontology annotation, cellular component: cytoplasm. The record is from RefSeq and is a predicted model, not a curated record.